AUUAAAUUUUUAUUACAAUACUCGUAUCGAGGACAAAAUGGCUGCCAGGAGAAUCGGUAGAAGUGCCAUCGAUUGGGCCGCUUUCGUAGAGAGAGUGCCGGAAAACCAAAAAUCCUUUUUUCAGGCUUUUAAAAUACGUUCCGAUGAAUAUAUUCGUAGAGUUAAUUCUUAUCCGGAAAAUCCUCCAGCUAUAGAUUGGGAAUUUUAUCGUAAAAGAAUAGCAAUGCCAGGGAUUGUUAAUGAGUUUGAAAAAGCGUAUAAUAGUCUGAAAGUUCCGUAUCCCACUGAAAAAACAAUACCUGAAAUUGAUGCACAAGAAAAAGCAUCUGAGAAGAAAGUAGAAGAAUUCAUUAAAGCAUCAAAUGAAAGAAUUGCUAAAUAUCAGAAAGAGCUUGAUUCUUUGAAAGCAAUAAUACCAUUUGAAGAGAUGACCAUGGAAGAUUUUUAUGAUGCUUUCCCACAAUAUGCCUUAAAUCCAAAGAAUCCAACAUUUUGGCCACAUUCAUUGGAAGAUUUGGAGAAAGCUAGUUCUCAAAAAGUGUAGAAUAAUAGUAAUAAACUGUAACUUGAUAGUUAUAUAUAAUGGAAUAGAUUAAAUUACAUAAUCUAAAUUGUAAAUUGUUUAGAGAUUAAGAUGUUUGAAAUAAAAAGGAAGUUGCAAAAUUCUAUACAUCGAUGCUUUAAU
Centruroides sculpturatus (bark scorpion) is the source of this 685-nucleotide messenger RNA. Its product is annotated as ATP synthase subunit d, mitochondrial-like. The record is from RefSeq and is a predicted model, not a curated record. Gene Ontology annotation, molecular function: proton transmembrane transporter activity. Bases 38 to 544 code for a protein of 168 amino acids. The transcript has 5 exons. Gene Ontology annotation, biological process: proton motive force-driven ATP synthesis. NCBI's taxonomy places the organism in Eukaryota, Metazoa, Arthropoda, Arachnida, Scorpiones, Buthidae.